Molecule: messenger RNA, 3394 nt
Organism: Drosophila busckii
Lineage: Eukaryota; Metazoa; Arthropoda; Insecta; Diptera; Drosophilidae
Gene: tipE
Product: protein tipE
Exons: 3
Coding region: 1432-2805 (457 amino acids)
Biological process (GO): regulation of sodium ion transport
Molecular function (GO): sodium channel regulator activity
Source: RefSeq, a predicted model, not a curated record
GAAGAGUUCAGCCGUUGUGAUUGUUGUUCUGCUCGCCCGUUCGCAGUCGCCGUCGCCUUUUUGUCGGUCGUCGAGGUUCCUGCGAAAAUGACAAAAUGUGGAUCUUGUGUGUGUGUGUGUUUUUUUUAUUUUGAACUUUUGACCCGUACGCAAGCAGGUCAUAAAAAUGAUUAACGUGCUUGACAAAGUUUAUUUAAAUGCACGUGGGCUACAUGAAUAGUGUAAACCGGAGCAAAGGACAAGUGUGAAGAGCAAAUAGCAUAGCGCCCAAGUAAAAUAAAAAUAAAUGUGUAUACAAAUACGGAGAAAACAAAAGCAAAGCAAAGCAACAAAACAGUGUCCGUCCAGCUUACUUAUUUUUAAACAAAAGCAACAAAAGAGUAAAUGAACUAAAUACCAAAGUUAAAUAGCUGCAGCAGCAAAACCAACAACAACAGCAACAACAACAACAAGAGCAAUAACAACAGUUGCGCCAACGAGUGAGACCGUUGCUCAAAAUUGGCCAUUGGCAGGCCACAGACACGCACACACAUACAGUCACACACACAUAUAACGAAAUGCGCUGCCUUUUGCCGCAGUCAUAAAAUAAUCAAGCAAAGACAGAAAGCUUUGACAAGCAGAGGCAGCAGCAGGAGCAGCAGUCAAGCAGAUUUGUGAGCGUAGGUACAAAUUGUUGUCGUCAUAUGUGUGGUGUAUGCUGCUGCUGACGAAACAUCUCCGCUGGGACGCAUAAAGCAAUUAGCAAAGGUUGUCAGAGGACGACAACGGAGCGAGCACGCCGGGACAGGAGAGCGGGAGAGCGACGCACGCUGGCCAGGAUUUGUAUGAGGAUGAAAUGCGUGAUGUGGUCGCAUCCCUGGGAUAUAUUUAGCCUAAUUGCGCGACAGGCAACGCACACACUCAGCAGCAGCAUCAGCAACAGCAACAGCAGGCAUGAAGCUCCUGCCCAUCGCCUGCAGGACACGCUGUGAGAGAUAACGGAGAUGGAGAAGGCAAAGCGCAACAACAAACGUAACAACAACAACAACAGCAACAAAAAGCAAGCAAAGGCUAGAAACGAAACUCGACUCUCCCUGUGAUAUAACUGCACCGUAGUUGUAAUCGUUAUAUAUUUAAAAUUUAGCUAUUAAUUAUCGGAAAACGUUACGCGAUCAAUAGCUUAAAAUAAUAUUAAGUUCAGCACAAGCAAGGGCAAACCAAAAGCCCAAAGGAUAUAUACUAUAUAUAGUUAAUAUAUUUAUAACUAUAACUACACCUGCUGCCUCCCACAUAACAUUGCUGCUCCAAUUUUUUGAUUACCUCUGCUUGCCUCCGCCUCCGCCGCAGUCGCAGUCACAGUCGCAGUCGCCGCAGCUGAAGCCAGACCCUGCGCCAUUUUAGUCGUCGACCAAUCAUUACACCACUAAGUGCUCCAAUUAGCCAGCCAACAGCAUGGGAGAUGAGGCAGACAAACGCACCACCAAGGAGAAACUGCUCUUCUAUACGACGGCAUUCUUUAUACUCCUUGGCACAUUCAGUUUGUUUGCGUUUCUCUUUCUUGUGCCUUUUGUGAUCGAGCCGGCCUUUACCACCAUCUUCAUGCAGUUCGAGGAGGUGCCAGCGCUCUGCGAGACCUACGACACAGAGAUCUACUACGGUGCCAAGAACUGUUCGUGGUCAUCGUGUCGUGAGGGCUGCACCAAGGAUAUCUACACCUGCACGCAGAUACGGGUUAACUAUCGACUGAAUCUGUAUAAUUUUACGGACGAGUUCAAUUUUACAGAGUACCACAUAAACCUGAAGGAGGCGGAACGUUUUAUACCGCCCGUUAAACGCACGGAUCGCUAUGAACGUGCGCUCAGGGAUUACGAGUAUGAUAAUUUAGGUGGCAGCGAUGGCACCGCCUUAGAUUUAGAUGUGGAUAGCACGGGCUCUAUGGUUGGUGGGCGCUUCGAGCAGUUAAAUUUUGGCGAUGCCGAUGGCUCCAAUGGUUUUCUCAUUGAGGAUUCCGAUGAUGGACACGCCGCGAACACGCUGCUCAACGAGCGCCGUCCCUUUGAUGAGAUCUCGGAGCUUAACGAGGGACUCAUGGGCAAUAACUCCAUCUACUUUUAUGUGGGUGCGCGGCUGUUUCCCAAUGUCAAGGGCUGUGGCUAUCCGCCCAUGCUCAACUGCACCAUUUGGCUGCGGCGCUACACUAAGAUUGGCAUCAAGUUUCCCUGCUACUACUCCAAGGUGGAUCCCAGCCUGGUCAUCAGUGAUCUGGACUAUUGGCAGAACACACUAAAUCUGGUGUACUCCAUGGCCAUACCCAUACCCUCGUUCAUCAUCUCGGUCAUCUAUCUGACAUAUGCGUACUUUAAGAUCUACAACGAGGACGAGGAGACGGCGCCGCUGGAUAAAAAUGCCGAGGACAUUGAUGGCAUCGAUGAUGACAUUGAUGCUGUCGAUGACAGCGAUGGCGCCGUGCUGGCCGACAAUGCCGCCGGCAGCCAAAUUGUCAACAUGGAUUCCAUGACAAACGACAGCUGCUUGGAAGGUGUGCUGCCAAACGGCGGCCCCGGCAUGACCAGAUGCAUAUCGCAGGGUGGUUCAAUUACCACAUCUGGGCAUUAUAUAGCCCAAUCUCCAGCGGGCUCUCAAAUGACGCCCAAUUCGGAAAUAAAUUCAUUUGGCCAUCAGCUGAAAGUGCAAAUGGCUGAUGAAUUAUCCAGGGAUUCUUUAGAGAACGGCGUUAUCUCUACGUCGAACUCAGUGCAAGGAAACUUGAGCAAGACGAUGACGACGAGUAUCUCAACUCCACCUGGGCCGACAGCGGCAGUCUGAAACGUCAGGCGCAUGGUCUGGAGAAUGUUAGAUUCCGAUUCGGAAAAUGAACCGCUGCUGGAGUCCUAAUACAGCUCGCCCAAAUAGUUGAAUAUGGACACAAAAUACAGCGGACGGUUCACGGAGUGCAGCGACAAAAUUAAAACAACAACAACAUCAACAACGGAGCAAGCAACUAAAAACCCCAAGUAUUUCUAACCAAAACAAUCGACAACAAUGCAUAAGAAUGCGUACCGAACCUGAAUACCUUUGGAGCUGUUAGAGACAUUUAAAUCUAUAGAUUAUAUUUAAACUAAAUACUCUCACUCACUAAUACACACUCACUCGGCCACACAAAUAGACAUUUUUUCAAUCACAGUCACCAAUAUUCUGCUAGUUGGAAAGAUUAUUUCAUAUAAGCUUAACACACAUUCAAAAUUACAAUACACGCAUUAGUUUAACUAAAUAUACAAAAUGAUAUGAUAUAUUAUAUUAUAUACAUACAUUUACGAUAUGCUACACAUACAUUCAUAUUUAGGGACACAGAGAAUGCCGCUUCACGCAAGGACACUCUUGGGGAGAGAAAGAGAGUGUUAGUGUUACUUUAAUU